Molecule: messenger RNA, 1466 nt
Organism: Epinephelus moara (kelp grouper)
Lineage: Eukaryota; Metazoa; Chordata; Actinopteri; Perciformes; Serranidae
Gene: spi1b
Product: Spi-1 proto-oncogene b
Exons: 5
Coding region: 324-1118 (264 amino acids)
Biological process (GO): cell differentiation; regulation of transcription by RNA polymerase II
Cellular component (GO): nucleus
Molecular function (GO): sequence-specific DNA binding; DNA-binding transcription factor activity, RNA polymerase II-specific
Source: RefSeq, a predicted model, not a curated record
AAUGGCCAGGAACCUUAUAGCAGACACACUCUAUUGCUCCCACCCACAGAAAGUUUUUUACAGAAGUCAAAAAGUUCCUUUUUCAUUCUACAGUCAAACAGCGGGCCUUGUUUAUUUCUUUUUAUGUGACACAGCUGAAGGCCUGAGAGAGUAGCUUAGGUCAAAAGUGUAUGCUAUACAAUAAGAGAGAGAGAGAGAGAGAUUUUUGGGUUUUCGUUGAGAGGAAAUUUUGAAACAUUGUGCAAUGGUGCCGCAAAAGUUUUGAAAGGUUGGGUUUUGCCUGCAAAGCGUCUGCGAGUCGGUUCGUUGGAGGAGAGGUCUCCAUGUUGCAUCCAUACAGAAUGGAGAGCUACCUCAUCCCACCCCAGCACUCAGAAGAAAUGUACGAUCCUGAGAUCUACAGACAUCAAAUAGCAGAAUAUUAUAAUCCAUAUGUCUUAGAUACAGAUAUCCAGGCAGAUCACUGGGACUACCACCCUCACCCUCAUGUACACCCUGUAGAGUUUGAAAACCUCCAAGAGGCCAACUUCACAGAGCUGCAGAGUGUGCAGGCUCUCCACCCGCCCGGCCUCAUACGACACGACACCAUACGAUACGAUGCAGAAAACCUGCUCGAUCCAAAUCUUGGGGCGCAUCCACAUGUGUUACAGCAACCAGUAGCGUUCUUCCCUCGAGCUGUGUAUCCACCACACGUGUCCCAGCGCAGCUCUGAUGACGAGGAUCAUGAAGGACGAAGUCCCCCGCUCGAGGUGUCUGAUGAGGAGUGUCUGAGAGAUCGAGUCCCUUAUGUCACACCAGGAGAGCUGGGGAAUAAAAAGAAGAUCCGUUUGUACCAGUUCCUGUUGGACCUUUUAAGGAACGGUGAUAUGAAGGACAGUAUCUGGUGGGUGGACAGAGACAAAGGGACAUUCCAGUUUUCUUCCAAACACAAGGAGGCUCUCGCACACCGCUGGGGAAUCCAGAAGGGAAACCGCAAAAAAAUGACCUAUCAGAAGAUGGCUCGUGCUUUGCGCAACUACGGCAAAACUGGAGAGGUGAAAAAGAUAAAGAAGAAGCUGACGUACCAGUUCAGCGACGAGGUGCUGGGGAAGACUCAUCUGGAGAGAAAAUAUCUGUAGGCAGGAGGGAUACUGAAAUGUCAGGAUUUACUCAUGAAAAGUGUAGUUAUUGUUUUAGGUGCUUAAUCAAAUGUGCCAAUAAGGUGAAUUGCAUCUUGUGAAUAGCAUAAUUACUGCCGCACAGUGGGUUCAGUAAGUGAUAUUACAGCCAAAAGGCAAAAGGGGGAAGGCAGAGGAGGAUGUAGUAAUUACAAUGUAUGCAUCUUAGACCCUGGGUCAAUGUGGUGCCCAGUAUGUAUUUUUAAAUGUGGGUGCACACACAUAGCUGUGGAAGCCCAUUUCUGCCAUUGUGAUAAAAAAAAAUUCAUUAAUCCAAAAAAAUAAAAAAUAAAAAUGAAUAAAUAAAAA